This is a messenger RNA of Cuscuta epithymum, 1770 nucleotides long. The record is from the annotation of a GenBank genome assembly. Lineage: Eukaryota; Viridiplantae; Streptophyta; Magnoliopsida; Solanales; Convolvulaceae.
GCCAAUCUUGCCCCUCAUCAGUCGCCACUAACCUCCAUCUCACUCUCUCAGUCUCUCCACUCCUAUCCACAUAUACUAAACUGAGCUCUCUCGAUCAAUUCUGACCCCUACCUAUCCAUCUCUUUCAGGAAUCAAAACUAAAAACUGUCUAUUUUCUGCAUCCAAGGACAAUGAGCGGAUUAAGGAGGUUCCAGUUAAUCGAGCAUUCCCCAUCUUCUUUCCUGCCUCCCAAGUCCCUCUCACUAAACCCAUGGUUUCCCAUCGCCAUUGAAGACGACUUCGACAUCGCUCUUGAUUUGCUUUCUCCCAGUCUCAUUUCCGGAGCGUUCCCUGAUUUUCCUUCACCCUUUGAAGAAUUCGACGCCGUUACCGAUUUGAUUCAGAUCGAGAGGACUCCGUUCUACAGCUCAGCCAAACGGGUCCAGCGAUUCGGGUCAGAGCGCCACCACUUGCAGAGCCUCUGCGACAGGGUCUCUGCCAUAGAGCUGGGGUUUGACCGCUUGCUCAAGGAGGAGGCCGAGAAGAAGAAGAAGUCGCGGGUCGGGCAACGAAAGUACACGUGGACGGCGGAGAUCAAGAACCCGGAGGAAGACGGGCUUGACCGGACCUACAAGUGGGUUGCCGAGGUUAAGGAUGGGAAGAAGAAGGGCUCUCUGGACAAGAGCUACAAGAUGAUCGCUCAGAUCAAGGGGAAAGGGGAAGACUCUCCUGUCUCGCGGACAUACACUUUCAAAACGUCCACCAGCGAUGGAGGGAAGUCUAAUGCUUCAGGGAAGGAUAAGGAGAAGGAGAAGGAGAAGGAAAAGGAAAAGAAGAAGACUUUAAAUGAUAAGCAGAAGAAGGAAUCAGCACAGAGCUGCGCGCGCGUGAUUGAGAUUGAAGAUCCAUCUGAUAAUAGGGCCAUUAUCCGGACAAAGGCAUUUGCAAAAAUGAUGGAGAAGAAGAGAGGAAAGAGGAAGGAUUUGUCCCCACAAGAUGCUGCCAUGAUAAUACAGUAUAGCUUUAAGGCUUAUCUUGUAAGGAGAUCAAAGGCUCUCCGUGCUCUUCGCGAGUUGGCCAUUGCUAAGAGUAAGUUGAAGGAACUUAAGUCCUAUUUCAACAACUUCACUUAUAGAAAGCGUGUAGCUCGUGAUGCUGAGGAGCGCCAAAGGUUUUCUGAGAAGAUUAUCGUGCUCCUACUCACUGUGGAUGCCAUUGAGGAGGCUGAUAUGAUGGUGAGAGCUUCAAAGAAGAGUAUGGUGGAGGAUCUAGAAGCAAUGCUUGAUGCGGUGGACCCCCAGCAGCAGCCUCCUGCUGCUGCAGGUAGAAGUGUAUCAAUGAGGAGGAGAACGUUUGAUAUGCCUGACAGUUUCAUCAGGAAGGAUGUGGCUGAUGGUGUGGCACAAGUUAUGCAAAUGCUGGAGUCAAAUGAUUCCGAGUCCUUUGACCCUUGCUCAUGAGCCCCGCUGCUAAAACUCGGGAACACGUCUUCUAUGAUCCUACGGCAAGCUGGUGAUCGGCUAGUCCCUCUUUGUUUAGGUGUUUUUUUGAGCUUCCCUAGAGACAUUAAUGUUUGAUGUAUUAUUAUGUGGACCAUUGUGUUGUUCUGAAUGCAAUCUUUGUUGUGUUUUAAUUGCUGUGUACUUUAGAAUCUUACUUGGAUUGCCUGUGUUUUCAGUUCUUGAGUUUAUGUAUUUUGCUCAUUUAUUGUGCACGUUGUUUCCAGUGUGGUAAAAUCCAUUGGAUUACAUAACUCAUGCCUGUGAUCUCACUUGUGAAAUUGUCUUGAUA